Molecule: messenger RNA, 2760 nt
Organism: Medioppia subpectinata
Lineage: Eukaryota; Metazoa; Arthropoda; Arachnida; Sarcoptiformes; Oppiidae
Source: the annotation of a GenBank genome assembly
AUGGACUAUUUUGGAUUCUUCCACGAGUUUAGCGACGACUGCCGUCACAAAAGCUUUGGUGACACUUCCAGUCCUGAGGACAGUAUCGGUUCUCAUCGGUACCUCAUUCUCCACAUCAGACAAUCCAAAACUGUUGACCCAAACAUAACUUCAAAAAUGCCGCCCAUAUUGGCUAUCAUUGCCACAGAGAUGUCCAGUUCGGGAACCAUUGCCACAGUCAAAUCGGGAACACUUGUGAUAACGCCACCCAUCGGUAGCCACGGAAGCGGAUCCAGUUUUUGUUAUCGGGUGUCCGCUGACGAGUGUAAGGGCGGCACCGGUGAGGGAUUAUCGCCUCACGUCUGGACAGUCGCGUUGAAUUCAAUCCCGAUUAGUGACCGAUUCCAUGAUAGCGCCGAUCAAAUGCCAGCCCCAGUUCGAGUACCGGAACUGUGCGCCCGGUUUGGCCACCAAUGGGUCCGCCGAAAAGUAGGCCAAAGUGUCGGUCGCGUUAUGACAAUCACGUAUUCGGUGGAGAAAAUCGCGUUUAACUAUUUUGGAUUCUUCCACGAGUUUGGCGACGAGUGUUGUCUCAAUAGCUUUGGUGACACUUCCAGUCCUGAGGACAGUAUCGGUUCUCAUCGGUACCUCAUUCUCCACAUCAGACAAUCCAAAACUGUUGACCCAAACAGACGACGUUUGGACGGCCCUCUGACACCACCGCCUCCUCCACCGCCGCCACCACCCCCUCCGCCACCGCCUCCACGCCCUCCUCGGCCGCGUCCCCGACCUCUUCCGCGCGCGGCGCCCGAUCUCGAGGCCAUGGCUUCGCGUUUCUUGGCCUUAGCCUUCGGCGUGUCGUCCACCAGAAGUGUCUCUAACGGCAAAGCGUCCGGAACGGAUAUUAUUGCCGCGAAUGGACAGCGAGUCCAGUGUCUGCGAGACUCCCGUCUUUCCCAACAGUUUCACAGACUUCAGACAAUGACUGCGGAGGAAUGGUAUGAUAUACUGACAACUGUUCCGUUCUUGAGCUCAACGGUGACCGUCUCGUGGGAUAACUUCAUCAAAAACCUGCAAACAUUUGACACAAAACUCGCGUCCAUUUCAUGCGACCCAUCGGUUGUGUCCGCACACGUGUCCACGCAUUGUGUCCACAACUCCAGCACCACAUCCAACACAUCCAGUGAUAACCACAAGACUUUCUCGACCACCAAAACGAUGGCCACGAAUAAGAUCCCGGAGGAGGACAUCAUGUCGUUCGUGAAGAACAUGUUCGCCGUAACCAUAGCUCGGGAACAGCUGUUGGCGCCGACCAAAGAGUUUGUGGUCGGACUGUACGCCCGCUUUCUGGCCGAGUUUGGGAUGGAGAACGUGGCCCAACCCGACCUCAUGGCCACCGGCGGUAUGGAUAACAUCGAGCGCUACGAAACCAACAUAAUUGUGGCCAACAUUUACAAAUCGGUGUCCAGUUUGGUGGCCAACGCAGGCGUUCCCGACAUGACGUUCGCCGAUGUGGUGGCCCCGAAGAGGGUCCGCACCAAUCGGAUCCUGUCGUCGCUCUGUUCGCUGCUUUUGAAGUUGACUGAAAUCGAGGAGCGCUUCCAACACAUGCAGAGCAAGUGUGUGGAUCUGCCGGCCCGGCGACAGGCGGUCGAGCAGCGCAUCCGUGAGCUCAAGAGGUCCGUCGAAGAGAAGUCCAUGUAUUUGUCGGCCAACAAGAGUAAGACACAGGCGUCGGCUCAAGAGCUCAAAGAGUUGGCCGAGAAGUAUGAGGAGAAGCGCUGCGCCGCCGAUCUUCUCCAGGAGGAGAGCCGCGCACUCAAGACCACAAUUCUUGCACAACGGGAAAAGUUAAGCGAAAUUGAUAUCGAAAUGAGUAAAAUGCGUGAAGAUAUACAGGAGUUGGAGAAUAAAGUGGUUAAAAGUCCGGAACGAAUCCAAGCGGACACCGAAGAGAAGGAGACAGAACUCGAGGCCAAACGUGUGGAGAAGAAGAAGUUGGAGAAGCAAUACAUGGAGUUAAUCCGUUCGGUCGACCACUUGAAAGAGGCCUCCAAGUCGUUAAUGCCAUCGCUUGAGACGUUUACCGAAGCGUUCAAAGACAUAGAAUCCAUUCGCAGUGAGUGCGAGAAGUUGUCCGAAAACAAGGUUUUGGUCAACAGUCGGGAAGAGAGGCUCAAGUCGUUGAGAGUGCAGAUCAAAGAGCAGGAGAAGAGUUGCCAAACGCUGCGGCAACAGAUGGUGAACAACGAUAAGUCAUUCCAACAACAGAUCCAAACGAUGAGACAAAUCAAUGGCGGAAUGAAAAGCGAUCUCGAGAUGAAGACCAAGAAUCAGACCGAAGCCCAGAAGUACUGUCUGGAGGAGAGGCUACGCCUUGAGUCCCAAUUGGAUGCGUUGGACGCCCAGCACAGGGCCGCCAAAGAGAAGGUCGACUCCAUAUGGAAACGACACGCGGAGGCCAUGAAGAGUGUCCACAAUUUGAUUGAGAGCCGUAUGAAUGCCAUCAAAGCUAUUAAAUCUCAACGAAAAGUUGUUCAAAACUGAUUGAACAAAACAUUGUAUAACAUUAUUAGUCUAUAUUUCUAUUACACAUAUAAUACUUGUAUUUUUACUUAAUAAUUGGCGCAAUGUUUGCCGCUAUAAUUACCUGUCAAACAGUAUAUACCAAUUUAAUUGACACUUUUAUUACCGUAUUUUUAUAGUAAUAUGUAUAACACUUUUGUAUUAUAUUUCAUUUCGAUUAAUUCAUUAUAUAUUGUUUGAGAAAAAUAUGCCGAC